GCACUGAGAGAAGCUGCAUAAUUAAUACGGUGUUUAGCAGAGGCGGGGCCUGCAGUCCACCUGCUUUAAGGCAGAUAGAAAGGAUAAUCAAAGAAUUCUGAAGUUUUCCCACUGCAAUUGGGCCAUUAUUGGGAAAAGUGGAGGAAGUUUAUCAGGCUUUUAAAUGAAGGUCUUUUGGCUGAAGUAGCAGAUGAGAACUAGCCCUCUGGCUAACUGUUUUACUGGAAGUAUUGAGACCAAACACGGCUGCCUAGACGAUUGUUUGAGAUCCUGCUCUGAAUGCCUUAAGGUUACCGUGGCUGGAGUUUUUAGACAUCUCUGACUAGUGUUUCCCUUAUGUCCUUGUCCCUGCCUCCAGCCUGGGAAGAGCCACCCAGUACUCUCUCUGAUUGGACUGGGUAGUUUGUCUUGACGCACCACUGUGCUGAGUGCUGGAGGACGUGUUUCAACAGAUGGUUGGGGUUAGUGUGUGUCAUCACAUUGGAGAACGGAUUAGAGGAGGAAGGUUGUCUUCCAGGAGCAGUGUGGUCCCCACAACACUCUGAGGAGCUCAAGAGUGAGCAACCCACAGCGAGAGAGAUCAACUCCAUGAGCAAGACUGAUAUCCAGAGCCCAACAUGCAAGCCACUGGAGAGCCGUACCAUCCAAAUGAAGUGGUUCUGUGGUUUUCCUGUUUGGUUGCCAUGGUGUGAUCGAUGUGGCAGUGAAGAAAUUAGACAUAGAUCAAGGAUUACCUUGUGAGGAUUCCAACCUUCUGAUUUGUGUUCGGACGCCCCGGUUUGCAGUCCCAUGAUGCAGCUAGUGAAUCUGGCUUGGAUGAUGGUCCUGACCACCCCACUGGUCUGCUUUGGUUUCACCACCCGCGGUCAGGGCCUGCGUGGGCGGGUUCAAGGUGACCGCCGAAACAUCAGACCCAACAUCAUACUCAUCAUGACAGAUGACCAGGAUGUGGAGUUGGGCUCUUUGCAGGUGAUGAACAAAACUCGCAAGAUCAUGGAGGACGGUGGAACGUCAUUCACAAAUGCGUUUGUAACUACGCCCAUGUGCUGUCCAUCACGCUCUUCCAUGCUGACUGGGAAGUAUGUCCACAACCACAACACGUACACCAACAACGAGAACUGUUCCUCGCCUUCAUGGCAAGUUCAGCAUGAGCCACGCUCCUUUGCCGUUUAUCUCAACAACACUGGAUACCGAACAGCUUUCUUUGGGAAGUACCUCAAUGAGUAUAACGGCACCUACAUCCCACCUGGGUGGCGUGAAUGGGUGGGGCUGAUCAAAAAUUCCCGUUUCUAUAAUUACACCGUCUGUCGGAACGGGAACAAGGAGAAGCACGGUGCAGAUUAUGCCAAGGACUACUUCACUGAUUUGAUAACCAACGACAGCAUCAACUACUUCCGAAUGUCCAAGCGCAUGUACCCGCAUCGGCCGGUGAUGAUGGUGAUCAGUCAUGCAGCACCUCAUGGCCCCGAGGAUUCAGCACCCCAGUACUCCGAGCUCUUCCCAAACGCUUCCCAGCACAUAACUCCCAGCUAUAACUACGCACCAAACAUGGAUAAGCACUGGAUCAUGCAGUACACCGGCCCGAUGAAGCCAAUUCACAUGGAGUUCACCAACUACCUGCACAGGAAGAGGCUCCAGACGCUGAUGUCUGUAGAUGACUCGGUGGAAAAGAUAUAUAAUGCUCUGGUCGACACUGGGGAGCUGGAUAAUACCUAUAUCAUUUACACAGCUGACCAUGGUUACCACAUUGGCCAGUUUGGCCUAGUCAAAGGGAAGUCUAUGCCGUAUGAUUUUGACAUCAGAGUGCCGUUUUUUGUCAGAGGUCCUAAUGUGGAGCCAGGGGCAAGGAACAACCAUCUUGUGCUAAACAUUGAUCUAGCACCCACAAUCCUAGAUAUAGCUGGCCUGGACACUCCACCCGAUAUGGAUGGAAAAUCUAUCCUGAAGCUUCUGGAACAGGAUAAGACUGUAAAUAGAUUUAAACCCAACCGGAAACCCAAAGUCUGGAGGGACACAUUCCUCGUGGAGCGGGGUAAAAUCCUGCGCAAGAAAGAUGACUCAGGAGGCAACUUGAAUACACAACACUCCAACAGCUUACCCAAAUACAAGAAGCUGAAGGAAGUGUGUCAGCAGGCUGAGUUUCAGACGCCCUGCGAACAACCAGGACAGAAAUGGCACUGUGUGGAGGAGGUCAGUGGGAAGUGGCGUUUACAGAAGUGUAAGGGCUCCCUGAAGGAGGGAUCCAAGAAAAGAGCGAGGAGUCUGCGCUCUCGAAGCUACGAGGGCCGCGAGAAAGACUGCCACUGUGGAGAACGGCCUUACAAAGCGGCCAAGGCAGCACGGCGGGCUCACAGACAGUUUGCCCAGAGCAGUAAUCCACGCUACAGACCUCGCUUUGUGCACACGCGGCCGGCCAGAUCCCUGUCAGUGGAGUUUGAGGGUGAAAUCUAUGAUGUGGACCUGCAGGCUGAUGAUAAAACCCCUCUUGAGCCUCGACCAAUCAGCAAACGGCACUAUGAGCCUGAGGGAGGUAUUGAUUCGGACUUUGGGCUGGAGUCUGAUGAUGGAUCGGAGGAGAUGCAGUCGGAUGACACUAAUGCUGUGGGAUACCCCAAUUCUCUCAAAGUCACACACAAAUGUUUCAUAUUAAUGAAUGACACUGUGCGCUGUGAAAGAGAGAUUUACCAGUCUUCCAGAGCAUGGAAAGACCACAAGAACUUUGUGGACCAAGAGAUUGAACUUCUCCAAGAUAAAAUGAAGAAACUGCGUGAGGUUAGAGGUCAUUUGAAGAGGAGGAGACCAGAUGAGUGUGACUGUGGAAAGAAGAGUUACUUUAGCAAAGAGAGAGAGCAGAAAAACAAACCCGAAAGAGUGAAGAAUAGGAAUGACCACCUCCAUCCCUUUAAAGAGGCUGUGCAGGAAGUGGACAGCAAGACUCAACUCUACAAUGAGAUCCGCCGCAGGAAGAAAGAGAGGAAGGAGAGGAAGAGGCAGAAGAAGGGUGAUGACUGCAGUCUUCCUGGCCUCACCUGCUUCACACAUAAUAAUGACCACUGGCAGACUGCCCCCUUCUGGAACUUGGGCGGCUUCUGUGCUUGCACAAGCUCUAACAACAACACAUACUGGUGUCUGAGAACUAUUAAUGACACUCACAACACGCUCUUCUGUGAAUUUGCAACUGGCUUCCUGGAGUAUUUUGACCUAAACAGUGACCCGUACCAGUUAACCAACGCAGUUUAUACAGUGGAGAGGGACAUUCUGAGCCAAUUGCAUUUACAGCUGAUGGAAAUGAGGAGCUGUCAAGGCCACAAGCAGUGCAACCCCAGACCCAAAAGCUCAGAUGCAGAACACAACCAGCCUGGGACGUCCACAAAGGUUAACCUGCCCAAUUUCACAGAGGACUUCGACUGGCAAGGACUGGCAGAUUUGUACAGCGUGAAUGAGAGUCUGUACGAACACAGGCGCAACUACAGUCCCGUUCUGGAUGACUGGAUGAACUUUUGGAAGGAUGUAGAUAGAAUGUUUGCACUGCUGAGAAAUUUAAAGACACUCAACCAAACCGAUAAGCUUGACCCCCUGGCUGAGCUGGGCUCCGGGGUCCAGGAGGAGGCCAGCGGUGCUGGAUCCCCCAUCCAAGAGGAACGGCCCCCGAGCCCCGUCACCACAGGUCCCCCAAGGCCCAAAACACUUCAAGAGAGUCUCUUAAAGUCUCUUAAUGAACUCCCAGAGGGCCGCCCAACCAAACCAAGCGCUCUUCCAAGAGGAGAUACCUGGGUUCAACAGCUGGAAAACGAGUUGGACAAUGACGGAAUGACGUUUAGCGGCAACGGAGUCACCGAACUGGAGACCCACCAUGACUUUGUGUUGCGCAGCUCUAAAAUUCUGGAUCUCCACCUGCAGGAAGAAGAGGAGGACAUUUUUCAGGCCCAGGGUUACCUUCUGCUCUCGCCACCGCCAGCCAGACCUCCAGAGCCAGCUAGGGAAACACUUCCAGCAUGGCGAGAAACCAUACAUGAGAGGUGGAACGGAAGCGUCAAACCUUUUACCCACAAGCCCAGGGACGUUCAGGAGGGCAGCGCCGCGGGCCCAUCCCAUUGAGAAUGGACUGCUGCCAUGCACUGUGAAGCCAGCCAACUCAGAGACACUAACCCCACGGAGCAUGGACUGCUCUCCUGUAUAAUCCAAUGAAUUAUUUUAUUUUUUACAGGUGCUUCCAUUUAUUAGAAAUCAGUGUUAUGUAUUUUGUAAAAAAAAAUAUAUAUUAUAUAUAUAUAUAUAAAUAUAAAAAUUUAGAGGUAAAAUAUUGGAUGCAUCUUAAAUGUUGGGUUUGGUUUUAAAUCUCAAGUGGGAAAAUGACAUCAAAGUAAGGUUUUAAUAUAUUUUUAAUCAAAAAAGAAAAAGAAACAGGUUAAAAUGGUGAAACCAUUGCAUUCAGUUUUGAAUUAACCACAUGCAGAUUGUUUCCCCAAGAUAUUUGAUGCACUUUUUUCCCAUGUUUCUCGACUUCAACGCAUUCUUCAGUCUCAUUUAGACAUAAACAACUCUGUUGACACCAACACAAGUCAUUAUUUGUUGGAUUCACAUUAUCGUUAAUGAGUGUUGUUGUUCUCCUCUUCUAUGUUUACUUCAGCUUAUUGGGUUUAGUUCACUGUUUACACUAAAACACGUUUUUUAUACACUUGGAUUGUGGGUUUAAUGGUUUGACUUCUUGGUGAAAUGCUUUUCUCACAAAUUUUGUGUAGUUCAGUUGUAUUCGGUCCAUAUAAUGUAAGAAGGGCAUUCACCAUAAGUGCUUUUAUCAUGGAUGACUCUUAAGAUUUUCACUAACCCACAGUAAUAAUUUUUAAAAUGGCUUGUUUCAUUUGUGAAGAAUGUGAGAUGGGCAUUUAUUCAGAAUUUUGACCAUUUUUGUCCUGUAUUUUAGAAUUAAAAUGUCUAAACUCAUUUUUGAAGAAAUUUGUUUGAAUAUGAGGUGACCUGCCAAAUUUGCAAAUAUUACGUUACUUUUUAACCAAUGGUGUUGGAACAAUUCUGGCUUCUGGAAAGCCAAGAAGCUGUUUUGAAAUAAAAAUCUACCAAACGUUUGUUUCACCUA
This is a messenger RNA of Ctenopharyngodon idella (grass carp), 5095 nucleotides long. It is a transcript of the gene sulf1, whose product is annotated as sulfatase 1. Gene Ontology annotation, cellular component: plasma membrane; cell surface; endoplasmic reticulum. Lineage: Eukaryota; Metazoa; Chordata; Actinopteri; Cypriniformes; Xenocyprididae. The record is from RefSeq and is a predicted model, not a curated record. Bases 790 to 4098 code for a protein of 1102 amino acids. Gene Ontology annotation, molecular function: N-acetylglucosamine-6-sulfatase activity; calcium ion binding; glycosaminoglycan binding. The transcript is spliced from 21 exons.